AUGAGCAUUCACGAUGGUAAUAUGAUUUGGACAACAAAAGAAGAAGAAGGAGUUUCAGGAUCCUCUCCGAAAGGUUCAUCAUCUUCAUCUUCUUUCUCUAGGUAUUCAACAGAGGAUGCUUCUUCGCCUUCUUCUUCAUCUUCAAAUGGGGCUUUCGACGAUCUUUCAGACCUCAUCUCUCAGCUCCCUAUCAUACACGUCGAGAAAGGGCUUUCAAAGUAUUACAAAGGCAAAUCUCAGUCAUUCAAAUCUCUAGCAAAUGUCACAUGCCUAAAGGAUCUCGUAAAGAGAGGAGGAUCAAGAACGAAGUCAAGGAGCUCUCUAGGGCUGUUGAAUCAGAGCUGUAGAAGGGUAUAUCGCGCCAAUACCACAAUCUCCAUGAAAACCACAAGAGCAUCCACAAGCCAUUCCAAUUCAAGAUCAAUCUUAAAACCCUUUAAUGAUUCACCAAAAUCAGUUCAAUGA
Molecule: messenger RNA, 465 nt
Organism: Thlaspi arvense
Lineage: Eukaryota; Viridiplantae; Streptophyta; Magnoliopsida; Brassicales; Brassicaceae
Source: the annotation of a GenBank genome assembly